UGGGGGGGCGGGGGACAGCAGGAGUGGCCCAAGAUUGUUAGAUCAGAAACUGCAAAAGUCAAGAUAUUAGAUUCCAGGGAACUCCCUGGCCGUCCAGUGGUUAAGACUCCGAGCUCCCAAUGCAGGGGGCACGAGUUCGAUCCCGGUUGGGGAACUAAGAUCCCUCAUGCUGCUUGGCUCAGAGUUAAAAAAAAACAAACAAAAAAUUAGUUCCAGUUUUAGAAUCAUGGAAUUUAGGGAAUUCUCUGGUGGUCUAGUGGUUACGACUGGGCACUUGCAUUGCGGGGGGCCUGGGUCCUGUGCCGGGUGUGAGAACUUAAAUCUUGCAAGCCGGGCAUGUGGCAUGGCCGGGGUUAAAAAAAAAAAAGAAUCAUGGAAUUUAAAAACUGUAGAAUGUCUGUGUGUGCUGAUCCUCCUCCUGUCAGAUGUCAACCUCCACGCCGCAGUCUCUGAAACGUGGAGGGUGAUGUGAUGGACUGAGCCCUGUUGUCCCUGAGAGUGACUCCCUCCCAGGGUUGGGAUCAAGAUGACUCUGGAAUGUGGGUAGAACAGGGCCCAGAGCAGAGGAAACUCACUCAUCCAAGUGGUGGCUCUUAACCCAGACUGUGGCACGUGGCCCUGUAUUGAGUGGGUCUUAACAUAAAUGCCACCCCACUGCUGAGGCUUUCCCGGGCUACACAGCACAUCCUCUGCAUUCCAGAGCACUUAUCAGAGGGAGACAGGCACUUUAAUUCAUUCAUUUGACUUUUGCUCCUUGCAUUUCUCUCUCAUGUUGGCUUCCUGAGGGUGGCGGGCCACUGUGUUCAAGGCUGGGCCCAGAACUGCACCUGGCACACAGUAGGUGCUGAAGAAACGCUUCUUGAAUGAAUGAAUGUUAGAAAUAAGAUGUUGCGGGGAAUUCUCUGGUGGUCCAGUGGUUAGGACUUGGCGCUUUCACUGCCGGGCCUGGGUUCAGUCCAUAGUCGGGGAACUAAGAUCCCACAAGCCAUGCAGCACAACGAAAAAAAAAAACAAAGAAUUAAGAUGUAACAAUCAGCAAGCAGGAGUAGCAUCAUAGAAUAUUAGGAAGUGAGGCUCAAGUCAUUAGGAACUUGACUCAGGUGGGGAGGAAGGGGAGAGGGGGUCCUAGGCCGAUAUCCCUGAGGCCCGGAGACCCCAGGACCAGAUGCCUCCCAUGGCCCUGCCCCCACCCGCCUCAGUGUUCCAGGUCUCCUGACGCCAUGGGCACGAGAUACUUCCUGGUUGGGUUUCUCAUCCUCCUGGUGUUGGGAUUCGAGGUCCAAGGGGCCCAUGUUCCCCAGCAAGACGAGGCCUCCAGACCUACCCUGCUCACCCAGAUGCAGGAGUCACUCUUAGGUUACUGGGACACAGCCAAGGCAGCCGCCCAGAAGCUGUACAAGAAGACAUACCUGCCCACUGUGGAUGAGAAAAUCAGGGACAUAUACACCAAGAGCACGGCAGCUGUGACCACCUAUGCAGGGAUUAUUACUGACCAGGUCUUUUCUAUGCUGUCAGGAAAAGAUUAACAGCUGGGCCCCCAGUCACGGGGGAGUCCAGGCUCCAGCAACUCCCUGGGUCCCCUGAUCUACACCCCUGCCCACUUCCUUGCAACUCUCAGCAUCCUGUUCCCAAUUCUAGCCUGACUUAUCAAUAAUAAUAAUAAAGCCAAGUUUAUUCUUUUCAA
Molecule: messenger RNA, 1684 nt
Organism: Bubalus bubalis (water buffalo)
Lineage: Eukaryota; Metazoa; Chordata; Mammalia; Artiodactyla; Bovidae
Gene: APOC2
Product: apolipoprotein C2
Exons: 3
Coding region: 1221-1526 (101 amino acids)
Biological process (GO): positive regulation of phospholipid catabolic process; lipid transport; chylomicron remnant clearance
Cellular component (GO): very-low-density lipoprotein particle; spherical high-density lipoprotein particle; low-density lipoprotein particle
Molecular function (GO): phospholipase activator activity; lipoprotein lipase activator activity; lipid binding
Source: RefSeq, a predicted model, not a curated record